Messenger RNA from Angiostrongylus costaricensis, 1359 nucleotides. NCBI's taxonomy places the organism in Eukaryota, Metazoa, Nematoda, Chromadorea, Rhabditida, Metastrongylidae. The record is from the annotation of a GenBank genome assembly.
AUGACACUCUUAAAUGAGUACCUGAACUGCUCAAUCUUCGGAUGGUCCAGGAAGUGUUUCGCACAAAUUAGAGUGAUAAAUAUGAGACAGCAACUGGCACUAGUUGGCAAGGAAUUCGACAACGUCGAUCCACAGGAAAGAGACUGGAAAGGAGUUGUGAUCGCUUUGGUUGUCAUCAUGUUCAUUUGUUUGGUAAUCGCUUGCGCGGUGUUCCUAUUCGCACCAAUGUCGCUAACCGUUAGUGAUCCUCGUACUCCAAUAAAGCUGUCGAAUAUGUCAAGGCUUCGAUCGCCUAUUUAUGAUGUACGAUGGAGCGGUACGGAUUCUAUCAUCUACGAGGACAUAACCAAAGGUGUGCUACGAUUCGACAUCAACACAGUGAAAACGGACACAUUGCUGGAUACUCGAGCAACGGUUUUCUGGCAAGGCGGUCAUAUCUAUUACUCCGAUUCGGCCGAAUCUGUUAAGCCAGUACAAAUCAGUGAAGGCGGGCCAAAUUGGGAGCACGGUAUUUUCGAUUGGAUGUAUGAAGAGGAAAUUUUCGGACGCCAGUCAAAAGCAGUCUGGUGGUCGCUAUCGGGCGAUAAAAUAGUCUACCUAAGCCAUGAGAAAAGCAAGGAGAAGUCUAUAACAUUGGUUAGCCUCAAUCAUACUGCUAACUUCAUUUUCAGCUAUUCACGUCGAGAGAGCUAUCCUCAUACACUGGAGCUACCGUAUCCAAAAACUCAUGAGAAACAUUUGCCAACUUACGUCAUUAAAAUGUGGGACAAGAAUCUAAGGACUCUGAAGCAGAUGGAUGUGCAGUUACGAGACAGCACGGCAUUUCACUAUCUUUAUGGAGUUCGAUGGGUGAUGCUGAACGGAAAGGAGCGAUUAGUUGCAAGUUGGGCGAAUCGACUACAAAACCAUGUUUCGGUGACCAUAUGUGACUACGACACGGCCAUGUGUUCAUUGGUGUUUGAGCACAAGUACGACGCUGAUAAAUGGGCUGAACCAUCGGAUUUUUCGUCGAUUCUCGGCAGUGGUGACGCGAUCUAUAUGCUUCUUCCAAGGGCCCAAUCCGAUGGAAAUAGUUAUCAACAAAUCGCCAAACUUCUUAUAGAGAUGGAGAACGGGAACGAUUUCAAAUGGGCCAAGUUGUCGUACCUUUCUGCCGGAAACUUUGAUGUCACUAAACUGGAAGCAUUUGACAGGGCAACAGACACUAUGUACUUCACGGCAGCCGCUCCAUCACCUGGUAAUCACCAUCUAUUCGCCACUAAGGGAACAUCGGUAGACAAUGAGCGGUACAUGGACAUGUGUUUCAUGCCUUUUCAAAAACUGUACAUAUCAAACAAAUCUGAUCGACGCCAGCUUUAA